AUGGCUGAAGAUUAAGAUAUAUGGGAGAGCCUUUUUGAUUAUUUAAAUAAAGCACAAGACCAAGGCACAAAUAAUAAUGCUGAGAUAAUUUCAUAUUCUAAAGGAAUACCUGAUGUAGCUAUUGAUCCAUUAUCAAUUGGUGAACAAUAUCCUAGAGUAGAGAUAGCAACUAAAAUGUCAGAUGGAAUGUAUAUUUAAAAUGAAUAUUUAGAAUUCCAUCAUCUUAUAAAAUUUAAUCAUAGAAAAUGGUUAAAUUUCAAGAAUUUAGAGAUGAAUUAAUAGAUGAGAUUGAUGAAUUUUAUUAAGAAGAUUAACUUGAAGACAUACGUCAAAUAUAUCUUUAAUCUAAUUUAUAAUAAAAGGAUUAUGAAUUCACUAAUAUUUUGCCAUUUAUGUAAGAUGAAUAAGCAUUAAAUCCUGGAAUAGAAACUGUGCUUUAUACUAAUCAUGAUAUGUUUAGUUGGGAAAUUGAGAGUGUUAGUUCUGCUUAUCUUCAUACUGAUCUAAAAUCUUUUAGCACAACAAAUGUCAUUAAUAGAGGCCAAUUAAUUAAAGAUAAAAGGGGACCAGAAAAGGUAGAACUUGGUGAUAAAUUACUUUCAUUAGAUAAAUUAGAAUAAUAAAUAAAAGUUUAAGCAGAUACCAUAUUUGAUUAAAGUGAACAAAUAAGAAAAGAAAGAGAUAUUAGAAAAUAAGAAAGGAUUGCUGAAUAUUAAUAAAGGAUUGAAUAUCUUGAUGAUAAAUUUGUUAAGGAUCAAAUUUAAUCAAUUUUACAUGUCUUCCCUAAUUAAACUGAUCCUAAAUUUAAUACUAUUUGGUCACUUUUUAUUGAUGAAUAAAAAGAAGAAGAAUAACCACUUUAAUAAUAAAAACCUAAAUAAAUAGAAACUUUAGAAGAUUUAGAAUUCUAAGAAAAUGCAAUAGUUUCUGAAUCUGAUAUUUAAAUGCUUUCUACUCUAACUGAAUUAUAAAGACAGGCUAGAGAGACUGCUAAAAUCAACAAUAUUGCUAAUGAUGCAGAUGAUGAUGAAAUUAAAGAGGAAUGGAAUACUAUUGUAAAAGCAUAAUAAAUUGUAGAUUUUAAUUAGAUUGACAAUGAACCUACAUUUAUUGAUUAAAUGUAUUAUGCUGAGAAGGCAUAACCAGAAAUCUAAGAAUAAGAUCCUGAAAUAAGAAAAUAAAUUUAAGAUGCUUUAUAAGUGAAAUCUAAAUUUAGAAUAAUUAAAGUUUAAGACAUAAUUAAUAAUUCUAAUAAACUAAUUUAAGAUAGAGAUUUUAAAUUUGCUGUUGAAGAUGAAACAGAUAUGUCAAAUUUUUAUGAUUAAUUGCCAAAAGCUAAAAUGGCUAAAUAGUUUCAUUUUGAAUUAGAUGAUUUUUAAAAGAGAUCAAUAUUACAUCUUGAGAAAAAAGAAUCAGUAUUUGUAUGUGCUCACACUUCUGCAGGUAAGACUGUUAUUGCAGAAUAUGCAAUAGCAUUAGCAUUUAAACAUAAUAGAAGAGCUUUAUAUACCUCACCUAUUAAGGCUUUAAGUAAUCAGAAAUUUAGAGAAUUUGAUCAGAAAUUCGGUAAUACAGGUGUAGUAACAGGAGAUGUUUCUAUUAAUCCAGGAGUAUUAUAUUGAAUUAAUUUAGGCACCUUGUUUGAUUUUAACAACAGAAAUAUUAAGAAAUAUGUUAUAUAGAGGAGCAGAAUUAAUUCGAGACAUUGAAUGGGUUAUUUUUGAUGAAGUUCAUUAUGUUAAUGAUUAGGAAAGAGGUAUGGUAUGGGAAGAAACUAUAAUUAUGUUACCUUAACAUAUUGGUAUUAUUAUGUUAUCUGCGACUGUUCCUAAUUAUAUGGACUUUGCUAAUUGGGUAGGAAGAACAAGAAAAUAAAAAGUAUAUGUUAUGAAAACAUUUACAAGACCUGUUCCUUUAGAACAUCAUAUAUUCCUGUUUGAUAAAUUUCAUACUAUAAAAGAAAGAGAUGGUGAUUUUUUAGCAUAAGAAUAUAACAGUUUAAAAGUAAAUAAUUUAAAAAUAGUAUUAAUAGAAAAAAAUCAAAGAAAUUGAAGAUGAAAAAAAAGGAUUAAAAGAAAGAAUUAAAAAAAAUAUGGAUGAAAAAAAAGAAGAUGAACUUUAUAAAAAUACAAAUAAAUCUAUGAGACAAAAAUUGACUCAAAAAUAGAUCAAAUCUAAAUUUAUAUAAAACAUAUCAGCUGCAAAUAUGAAAUAAAAAGAUGAAAAGAGAGCCAUGACUUAAUUAAUUCGAUUAUGUGAAAAAAAAGAUUUAUUACCUUGUGUUAUUUUUGUGUUUUCUAGAAAAAAGAUAAAUGAAUUAGCUGAUUCAAUAACUAAAUAAAAUAGUUUAAAAUUAAUUGAUCAUAAAACAGAAGCUCGAAUUAUAGGAUUUUUUGAUUAAGCUUUACUUAAAUUAAAAUCUUAAGAUAGAUAAUCUCCAUAAUUAAUAAGAUUAAGAGAACUAUUAAGAUUUGGUAUUGCAAUACAUCAUGGACAUUUAUUACCAAUAGCUAAAGAAAUAGUUGAAAUUCUAUUUUCAGAAGGAUUGAUAAAAGUUUUAUUUGCAACUGAAACUUUUGCCAUGGGAAUCAAUAUGCCUACUAAAACUGUCAUAUUUCAUACAGUUGAAAAGUUUGAUGGAUCUAAUACUAAGAGAAUGUUACAUUCUAGUGAAUAUACUUAAAUGAGUGGAAGAGCUGGAAGAAGAGGAAUUGAUGAAAAAGGAAAUGUUAUAAUUUACAUUAAAGAUGCAUAAAGUUUACCUGAUGAACUUAGAAUGAAACAAAUGGUUGAUUCUAAAGGAUUAUAAUUAGAUAGUAAAUUUAAAAUCACUUAUAGCAUAAUCUUAAAUUUAUUAACUAGUAAAGAUAUUGAUGCUACUGAAAUGAUGAAGAGAUCAUUUCAUGAAAAUUAUAGAUUUGUAUAAUUACCAAAACAAAUGCUAAGUUUAGAAAGACUCAAAAAAGAAUAUAUCAAUACUUCCUUAGUACAAUGUCCUUAUUAAAAAGGAUUAAGAUCAGGAGUAUCAAAGUCUUUAAUUGAAGAAUAUGUUGAAAUCUAAAAAAAUUAUCGAUUUUCUUAGAUUGCAUUUAUUUAAUCAGCAAUUACUCAAAGUAAGACCAAUAUCACUUUUCCCAGAUUUGUUUUAUUCUCUGAUCAUUUUGGUGAAAUUAGUUUAGGAGUUGCACUCUCUUAAGAUUUCUUAAAUGACGAUAUAUAUGAUUAAAACUAUAUUCUUAGACCUUCAGAAAUAAGUAUUCUAUUAAUUAAUAAUAGCUUAAUUAAAUUUUAGUGUUUUAACAAUCCAUUCUGGAAAUGAAGAUGAAAAACAGCAAAGAAGAUAUAAAAAAAUUUUCUUAUAAUAUUAAACAUCAUUCUUGGAAAAAAAGAGAGAAAAACAAAGAAACAAUUAACUUAAAUCUAACCGAGAAUUUUAUUACAUUAUAAAUAAUGUAACAGAGGAAAGUAUUAUAGACUUUUUAGAUGACUAAGUAAAAGCAUCUAAUAAAACAAACUUUUAAAAUAUUGAAGUUUAUUAUGAAGAUUAUGCUACUUAAUUGUUAGAGAAAUAGUAAUAAUUCUAAGAUAUGAAGUAAAUGUUACAAUACAUAUAUUCUCCUUAAUAAUAAAAUAAUAAUAAAAAACGAUAGGCUGUUCUAACUAAAUUUAAAUAUAAAUUUAAAUCAAUAAAAUAAUAGAAUGAUGAAGACAAUAUGGAAUAGUUCAAAUUCAGGGAGCAAUAGUUAAAUGAAUUGAUAAAUUAAUAAUGCUAAUUUUGUGAUUUAAAAGAAAAACAUCUAUAAUAAUUGUAAUUGAAAGAAAAAUUAAAGAAUGAUAUGCUUGAUAUUAAAAAGAAGAUAUAAGGAAAUGAUACAUAAAGUUAGAGUGAUUUCAAUAAUAAAUUAAAUGCAUUAAAAUUAUUAGGUUAUGUAGAUUAAGCAGGAUUACCUCUUAUAAAAGCUAGAAUCGCAAGAGAAUUAAUGGAUUAGAGUUCCAUUUAUAUUUGUGAAGUACUUGUAGAUAAUAUAAUGGAAACUCUUAAACCAAGUGAAAUUGCUGCAUUGAUGUCAGCUUUUGUUUGCCAAGACAGAAGAAAGUUUGAAGAAGAAUUUGAUGAAAGUAAUAUUGAAGUUAUGCUUCAUAAAAAAUUUGAUGAGAUUUCACUUGAAUUAAGUGGAGCCAUUAUUGCUACUUACAUUUUGAUUAAAAAGACAAUUGAAGAAGAAAGUAAAUUUUAUAUUUAACCAUUAAGUGAAGAUGGAUGCAGUAGACACAAAAGAUUCUUAUGAAUAAAUCAGAAAUGUACUUAAUUUUAAUUUAACAUAAGUGUAAACAUCAAUUUUUUAUUUUUAGAAUUUAUUUAUGGGCUUAAGGCUAAUCAUUUGUAGAUGUUUGUUUAUAAACUGAUAUAGAAGAAGGAUCUAUUGUUAGAACUAUUUAAAGAUUGGAAAAUAUGCUUAGAGGAGUAAUCAAUGCCUUUAGAGUUAUGGGAAAUUUAAAAAUGGUGGACAAAGUUGAAAAAGCUUGUUAAUUAAUUAAAAAAGACAUAGUUUUUGCUGAAAGUCUUUAUUUCGACUCCAAUGCAAAAAUAAAAGAGAAAAAUUGAGACAUAUAUAAUAA
Molecule: messenger RNA, 4620 nt
Organism: Paramecium sonneborni
Lineage: Eukaryota; Ciliophora; Oligohymenophorea; Peniculida; Parameciidae
Source: the annotation of a GenBank genome assembly